UUGAAGUCGCUUCUCCGGGGUGUUUGAACAGGAAGGCGGACAUGUUGGCCAGGUUGUUGGAGAAAAUCGGGUAUCGUCUGCGAUUGUUUUCCGAAAAGUAAUACACAUCAAACCUGAUUUAUCCGUAUUUCAUCUGAGGGAUAAAGCAUUUUGGACCGGGAAGCAGUCGAUGGUCAGUGACAGCGCACGGAACCCAGCGGAUGGACUGCCGUUAAACGUUGUAACGACUCCGUCUUUACACUCAUCGAAAUUUGGAAGAAGCAGAAGUUUUUUUUUUUCCCACCACUUCUACUUUUGAGCUGUCAGAUCGGUUUGCCGUUUUCUGCAGGGGCCUGACACAGAUAUGGGAACGGGCCCGGACUAGCUUUCCUUUACAAACUUUGUUUUUUCAGAGAGACGUUGCAUUAAUGCUUUAACUACCUUUUGUUUGGAUGCACCAACAUUUUAAGCCCUUAUCCUCAGUGGCAUCCCACGGAGGCUGACUAAUCUGUCGCCGCAUUUAUCUGUGCCACUAAAGUUGUUUGCCACUCGCACUGGGGAAACAUAUUUCGAAUCCGAAAAUGUGGCGUUUGCAUGUCCAGUGCAACCUUAAAUCGUGCGGAAGCUUGAGAAGAACAAUGUGUUUUCUUUGAAGUGCGACGGAAAGUUCACACGAAGAAAGGAACAUUUGGCUAGCUAGCUACCGCUAGCUGCUAAAGCUAGCUAGCCACUCGCCAUUGAGCUGUUUUUUGUUCAUAACUCAACGUUGGGACUGAGUUUAACAGCAAAAAAAAAAUGUCUGCUGGGGAAACUAUGGAGGCUCGAUUUGAAAAAAUCGAUGCCAUGCUGAAAGACCCAAAGUCAGAAAUAAACACGGAUUGUCUGCUGGAUGGCUUGGAUGCUCUGGUAUACGACCUUGACUUCCCUGCCCUGCGGAAAAACAAGAGCAUUGACAACUUUUUGAAUAGAUACAAAGAGACAAUUAGUAAAAUUCGUGAUCUGCGGAUGAAAGCAGAAGACUAUGAGGUGGUUAAAGUUAUUGGGAGGGGUGCAUUUGGAGAGGUGCAGUUGGUAAGACAUAAAGCCACAAGCAAAGUAUAUGCCAUGAAGCUGCUGAGCAAGUUUGAGAUGAUCAAGAGGUCAGACUCUGCUUUCUUCUGGGAGGAGAGGGAUAUCAUGGCCUUUGCCGACAGUGCAUGGGUUGUUCAGCUCUUUUUUGCAUUCCAAGAUGACCGCUACCUCUACAUGGUGAUGGAGUAUAUGCCUGGUGGUGAUUUGGUUAACUUGAUGAGCAACUAUGACGUCCCAGAGAAGUGGGCUCGUUUUUACACAGCUGAGGUGGUCUUGGCCUUGGAUGGAAUCCACUCUAUGGGCUUCAUUCACAGAGAUGUCAAGCCUGAUAACAUGUUGCUCGACAAAGCGGGCCAUUUAAAACUUGCAGACUUUGGGACCUGCAUGAAAAUGAACAAGGAUGGUAUGGUACGAUGCGACACAGCAGUGGGAACUCCAGACUACAUUUCGCCUGAGGUACUGAAAUCCCAAGGAGGAGAUGGCUAUUAUGGCAGAGAAUGCGAUUGGUGGUCGGUGGGAGUGUUCUUGUAUGAAAUGUUAGUUGGUGAUACUCCUUUCUAUGCAGACUCACUGGUGGGGACCUAUAGCAAAAUUAUGAACCACAAAAAUGCCCUGACCUUCCCUGAUGACAGCGACAUAUCCAAUAAUGCCAAGAAUCUGAUCUGUGCUUUCCUGACUGACAGGGAAGUUCGACUUGGCCGUAAUGGUGUAGAUGAGAUCAAGAGGCAUCCUUUCUUCAAGAACGACCAGUGGACAUGGGAGAACAUCAGAGAAACGGCUGCCCCUGUAGUGCCUGAACUGAGCAGUGAUGUUGACACCAGUAACUUUGAUGACAUCGAGGAGGAUCGGGGAGAGGAGGAGACCUUCCCCAUACCAAAGGCCUUUGUGGGCAACCAGCUUCCGUUUGUAGGCUUCACCUAUUACAGUAAUCAACACCCUUUACGAAGCUCCGCUGACAAGAAGACCAGUGACAAGCGUAGCAGUUCCACAAAAGAAGACAAGAGUCAUCUGGAGAACCUGCAAAAACGAAUCUACCAGCUAGAAGAGCAGCUCCACAGUGAAAUGCAGCUGAAAGAUGAGUUGGAGCAGAAAUGCAGGACAUCAAACACCAAGAUUGAAAAGAUUAUGAAAGAAUUGGAUGAAGAGGCGAACCUGAGGAAGAGUGCAGAGUCCAGCAUAUCUCUGCUGGAGAAGGACAAGCUUAUGAUGCAGCACAGAUUCACAGAGUACCAAAGAAAAGCCGAUCAAGAGGCAGAGAAGAGACGCAAUUUGGAAAACGAAGUGUCAACUUUGAAGGAGCAGCUUGAAGAUAUGAAGAAAAUCAGUCAGAACUCGCAAGCCUCAAAUGACAAGAUUGCUCAGCUGCAGAAUCAGCUGCAAGAGGCCAACGACUUGCUACGUGCAGAGUCGGACACAGCAGCGAGACUGAGGAAGAACCACACGGAGAUGGCAAAGUCAAUGAGCCAUUUGGAGAAUUUGAACCGUGAGCUGCAGGAGAGGAGCCGUGCAGUCGAAGGAGAGAAGGCGCAGCUGGAGAAGGAGCUCCUGCUUCUACAGAGUACCCUGGACUCUGAACGGAGGAAUUACAGUCAGGACUCAGAAGAGAUCAGGGAGCUCCAAGCGAGACUGUCGGGGUUGCAAGAGGAUAACAAAAACUUGAAGCUCAGUCUCUCCAAAGUGGAGGCAGAACGCAAACAGGCCCAGGAAAGAAGUAAUAAUCUGGAGAAGGAAAAGAACAACAUAGAGAUAGACCUGAAUUACAAGCUGAAGACCUUACAGCAGCGUCUGGAGCAGGAACAGAUGGAGUACAGGGCGACACGGGCACAACUUACUGACAAAUAUGAGUCUAUUGAAGAAGCCAAAUCAGCUGCCAUGACUGCUGUUCAGCAGAAGAUGUCAGAGGAGACCGGAGCGAGGAUGAGGGCGGAGAGCCGGGUGGUGGAGGUUGAGAAGCAGUGCUCAAUGUUGGAGUUUGACCUCAAGCAGUCUGUGCAGAAAAUGGAGCAGCUGAUGAAGCAAAAAGAGAGGCUGGAGGAUGAGGUGAAGAGUCUGCAAAUACAGAUGGAGCAGGAGUCAAGCAAACGCAUCCAGACUCAGAACGACCUGAAGACCCGCAUGCAGGAGGUGGAUCGUCUUAGGUGUUCGGAGAAACAGCUCAAACAAGAAAUCAACACAGCACUGGAGAGUAAACGCUCACUGGAGUUCCAGCUGGCACAGCUGACCAAACAAUACAGAGGCAACGAGGGACAGAUGAGGGAACUUCAGGACCAGCUUGAGGCUGAACAGUAUUUUUCUACGCUUUACAAAACUCAGGUCAAAGAACUAAAAGAGGAGAUUGAUGAAAGGAACCGGCAGAUACAGGAGGUUAAUAAGAAGGUGCAAGAUUUGUGCAAUGAAAGGGAUUCCUUGUCUGCGCAGCUGGAUCUGACAGUGACCAAGGCAGAGUCUGAACAGCUUGCUCGGGCUCUUCAGGAGGAACAGUACUUCGAGCUCAGCCAAGAGAACAAGAAAGCAGUGACUAGGCAUAAGCAGGAGAUUGGGGAAAAGGAGGCUACUAUUGUACGGCUUGAGGAAUCCAAUAAAACUCUGACCAAAGAUGUUGAGAACCUCAGUAGAGAGAAGACUGAGUUAAGUGAGAAGCUUCGUGUUCAGGAGGAAGAAUACGCAGCUGAGAAGGAAGAGAUUGAAAAAUCAAUCAAAGCCAACUAUGAGAAGGUCCUCAACACGGAGCGCACACUGAAGACCCAGGCUGUGAACAAACUGGCAGAGAUCAUGAAUCGUAAAGACAUGAAGCUGGAUCAGAAGAAGAAGGGUAGUACAGCUGACCUGCGGAAAAAAGAGAAGGAGAACCGCAAGCUUCAGCUGGAGCUCAAUCAGGAGAAAGAGAAGUUUAACCACAUGGCCAUCAAAUACCAGAAGGAGCUGAACGAGAUGCAGGCGCAAUUGGCAGAGGAAAGCACAUACCGCAAUGAGCUGCAGAUGCAGCUGGACAGCAAGGAGAGCGACAUCGAGCAGCUCCGAGAGAAACUGAAUGACCUGCAGCAGCGCAUGGAUAACUCCAGCGUCACCAGCCUGCAGCCAGAUGAGACUGACAGUAAUAUCGCAGAGUCCAGAUUGGAGGGUUGGCUGUCUAUUCCUAAUCGUGCUAAUAUCAAAAGAUAUGGAUGGAAGAAGCAGUACGUGGUUGUGAGCAGUAAGAAGAUUCUGUUCUACAAUGACGAGCAGGAUAAGGAGCAGUCCAACCCCUCUAUGGUACUAGAUAUCGACAAAUUGUUUCACGUGAGGCCAGUCACACAAGGAGAUGUUUACCGAGCAGAGACGGAUGAGAUUCCAAGGAUUUUCCAGAUUUUGUAUGCCAAUGAGGGAGAGUGCAGGAAGGAGGCGGAUGUAGAGACAGUCCCCCAGGGCGACAAGACCAACUGUCUCCCACACAAAGGCCACGAGUUCAUCCCCACAUUAUAUCAUUUCCCUUCGAACUGCGAGGCCUGCGCCAAGCCUCUGUGGCACGUCUUCAAGCCGCCUCCGGCCCUGGAGUGUCGUCGCUGCCACGUGAAGUGCCACAAGGACCACCUCGACAAAAAGGAGGAUGUUAUUGCUCCUUGCAAAGUAAACUACGAUGUGACCUCUGCCCGGGACAUGUUGCUUCUGGCCGUGACCCAAGAUGAGCAAAAGAAAUGGAUUGGCCAUCUCGGAAAGAAGAUUCCCAAGACCCCGCCAUCAACGUUCACAAGAGCCUCACCUCGUUCUAUGUCCACUCGCUCUGGACCCAACCAGUCCUUCCGCAGGAACCCUAAAAGCAAUACAGGAAAGCUGAGCUAACCAUCUGAAUCGUUGGGAUUUUUUUCUGGACUCUAAACUUUCCCUCCUUCCUCAUCCUCAAAAACGGAAAACCUGUAUUACAUAGAUAAAAAAACAAAAAAAAUAUAUGUAUGUUGACAAAUAACCAACGCUGGAAGAUUGUGACACAUGUAAGAUGUAAGGCAUCAUGGACAUUAAAAUGUCUGAUUCAUGGAGGAAGUCACCUGUCCAGCUCAGCAAACUUGCAGCUCUACAUUUCGACCAGAAGAUGGCGCACGCGUCUUGAACUAAAGGUGGACAAUGGAGCGAGAGAAGGAGUGUCAUGUAGACAUCCUGUGCUUCAUAUCAUAUGACAGUUGUAAAGGAAACUGGAAGGUAAAAGGGGGUUUUGCUGGGACUGCUGCAUGUAUGUGUUCAGUUUAAGGUACUGUCAUACAGGGAUUGCAGAUCUACGGCAAAAGGUUGCGUCUCAGGGGCGGAAAAUUCAUAUCUAUUUAGUAAUUUCUUUCCCCCACCUGUCAAAUAAUGUGGGCUUUAAUGCAAGUGUUUUGUUUUUUUUUUUUUUGUUUGUUUUUUUUUUUUUUUUAAAUGCCUUCAUCUAAUGUCUCUGGCCUUGUUGCCUUUAUUCUUAUCACUCUGCAAGUCAGUUAUAUCAGGUUUGGGACCGCAUAUUGGGACAUGAGUAUUAGAUGUUUUGAGUAUUGAGUGAGGAGCAUGCAAGAUCAUCAUUUAAAUCUAUGCAUUGUUUUUAUUAUUUUAUUGCUCCAAGCCAUAAUGAAAAUUCCAUUGUAAUGGCAUAUAGGAGUCGUAAACUUUUUUUUUUUGUUUAUUUGGUACAUUGUAAUAUCUUUUUGUGUAUUUUUUUUCUUUUUAAUGUAUUGCCUUACAUUGAUUCAUAGAUAAGUGGUUCAAAAGGAAAACAUUAAGUUAACAAAUGUAAAACUGCACUGUUUGACUUGACUGUAAAUUAUUUGUAGAAGACUAAACAGGUGUAGCAUUUGGCCCACCUAGUGCCUUAAUGUUUGGAUAUUGAUUUUUUUUACUGCCAUGUUUUUUUUUUUUGCUGUUUUUUAUUUUUAUUUUUUCCUGAAACAAGACAAAUCUUAACUCUUCCAUCAUUUAUUUUUUAAGAAAUUGCCACAGGUGUGGUUUUAUCAGAACUUGCUUUGUCUGGUUUGAAUAUAUAAAAUAUAUAUAUAUAUAUAUAUAUAUAUUAGAUUACCUCUUUAUGAACACACAGCAAUAGAGUUCCCUUACUUGGUUCAUAUCACAAAUUUGAGGAGGAUGUAUCUGAAAACAAGCCUACCUGUGUCAAUGAUUGUCCUCAUUAACAAUUACAAGUUUUCUCUAACACAGUAAUGUCCCAUUAAUGCAAACCCCCCACAGUGUAUAAUAUGAGAGAGACAUAAGGAUUAUGGGAUACCUCCACAGUCUUUUUAUUUGUAACUUUUUGUUCAGUUAAAAAAAAAGCACUGGAACUAUGAUCUGCUCUUGUCUUGGAUAAUUUGCAUGGUAAAAUUGCAUUGGAGUCCGCACUGAUGGAUAUGUCAAUAAACAUAUCUCUGUCUGUCA
Messenger RNA from Archocentrus centrarchus (flier cichlid), 6420 nucleotides. RefSeq names its product Rho-associated, coiled-coil containing protein kinase 1 (gene rock1). Bases 775 to 4869 code for a protein of 1364 amino acids. Gene Ontology annotation, biological process: embryonic morphogenesis; actomyosin structure organization; mitotic cytokinesis. Lineage: Eukaryota; Metazoa; Chordata; Actinopteri; Cichliformes; Cichlidae. Gene Ontology annotation, molecular function: ATP binding; Rho-dependent protein serine/threonine kinase activity; small GTPase binding. The record is from RefSeq and is a predicted model, not a curated record. The transcript is spliced from 33 exons. Gene Ontology annotation, cellular component: cytoplasmic stress granule; cytoskeleton; cytoplasm.